UCUCUGCUGUCAUGUGGGCGAAGGAAGCUAAACCGAUGAAGAGGGCUAGUUGCCUUUACUUGAUUAAAUCUUGAUUCUAUCAAAUGAAUGCCGUCGAUUAAUCAUUCGUAAAACGGCUCAGUGAUUUCGGACGUCUUUUUUUUAUUCACCGUGCGUGUACAGCUUUGAACGCACCCGUGUUGUCAAGCGGGAGUCGGCAAAAAUAAGCGAAGACACCCUGUCAGUGCCCAGAGAGAGAGAGAGAAACACAGAGAGAGAGAGAGAGAGGGAGACGACGAUGGUGUGUGAGCUGCGGAGAGAAGAUAUCUGAUGAAAAAUUACUGCAACGUUACAGAUACUGGCAUGGAAGACAAGGCAAAUGGCUCCGUUGGCACCAAAAGCCCGGUGGAGAACGGCCAGCUGCCGGACCCCGCCAACUGGGGGGUCGCCGACGUCGUCAACUACUUCAAAGCCACGGGGUUUGAGGAGCAGGCCACCGCCUUUCAGGACCAGGAAAUUGAUGGCAAGUCCCUGCUGCUAAUGACGCGCAACGACGUCCUGACGGGACUGUCGAUAAAGCUCGGCCCCGCACUGAAAAUCUACGAGUAUCACGUGAAGCCGCUGCAAACUCAACACCUCAAGACCAACGCCUCGUAGCCCCCGCAGGCCAUCCCAGCACCCAACUCAGUGACAAUCAUUGUGUCCGGAGACCCCAGGUUAGCUGCCACUUCACUAAGACCUCUCUGGCCACAGUGGCACCUUGACAGAAUUUGAAUGCUGUAGGUUUUUAUAAGCGUGGACUGCAAGAAAAUAGCAGCUGUUUACCCUUUGAUCCAUUCUCGUUUCUGCUGCUUGAGAUACAGUAUGCUUUUUUUUUUUUAUGUGUGUUUGUUUUUUAUUUGAAAGAAGGUACAAAUACUGUGCAGGUCUGAUUUCUGUGAGUGAGUGUGUGUGUGUGUGUGUGUACGUACAUAUGUUUGCACUUGUACAAAGUGAAUUAACCCUUGCUGGUUCAAAAGGAAAAAAAAGUAUUUGUAUAAAAGAUGAUAAACAGUUUUCAACUGUAUAUGUUGUACCUGGAUAUUUUGAUACCUGCAGAACAUGAUUCCCUAAAAUCGGUCAGUAUGCUCUGAACAGUGCAGCUGAGUCCAUGAAACGUUCUUAGCAUGUAACAAAGAAGCAUUUUGUUUUCCUAGAAACGAGCCAAACAAAAAACUCUUUGUUGCUGCACACCUGCAUUAUCUAGGCACAAAGCUUAGUGUAUAUAUAUUCUUAUAUUCCUACCUGUGGUGCUUUCACAAAUGUUGCAAAGACAACUGUAUUGAAGCGUGUAUGACCAAUGUAUAUGUGCAACAUAACACUGGAUUUUGAAUAUCUGAAUCAAAGAUUUGCAAUAAAUGGUGCUCUUUUCUC
Molecule: messenger RNA, 1392 nt
Organism: Pungitius pungitius (ninespine stickleback)
Lineage: Eukaryota; Metazoa; Chordata; Actinopteri; Perciformes; Gasterosteidae
Gene: samd13
Product: sterile alpha motif domain containing 13
Exons: 5
Coding region: 310-636 (108 amino acids)
Biological process (GO): negative regulation of DNA-templated transcription
Cellular component (GO): nucleus
Molecular function (GO): histone binding; chromatin binding
Source: RefSeq, a predicted model, not a curated record